Molecule: messenger RNA, 1849 nt
Organism: Hippocampus comes (tiger tail seahorse)
Lineage: Eukaryota; Metazoa; Chordata; Actinopteri; Syngnathiformes; Syngnathidae
Product: heat shock 70 kDa protein 12B
Exons: 7
Coding region: 8-1267 (419 amino acids)
Source: RefSeq, a predicted model, not a curated record
GCAGCCGAUGGCGAACGGCGUGGAUGUGAACGGAUCGCGGCCUUUUGACUCCAGCUUUAGGCAAGCCCGGGAGCAGUUGAGGCGAUCCCGACACAGCAGGACCUUCAUCGUGGAGAGCGGAACCGGAGAGCUGUGGUCCGAGCUGCAGACCGGUGACAAGUACAUUGUAGCAGACUGCGGAGGAGGAACGGUGGAUCUGACGGUCCAUCAAAUCGAGCGGCCGCAGGGGACGCUGAAAGAACUGUACAAGGCCUCAGGUGGUCCGUAUGGAGCCGUGGGCGUGGACCUGGCCUUCGAGUCCAUGCUCAGCCAGAUCUUCGGGGACGACUUCAUCCAGAGCUUCAAAACCAAGCGGCCGGCCGCCUGGGUGGACCUUACCAUCGCGUUCGAGGCCAGGAAGCGGACGGCGGCACCGGGCGGGGCCAACGCCCUCAACAUCUCGCUGCCCUUCUCCUUCAUCGACUACUACAAAAGACACAGGGGGCAGAGCGUGGAGGCCGCCCUGAGGAGAAGCAAUAUGAACAUCGUCAAGUGGUCGUCGCAGGGCAUGCUGCGACUAAGCCAGGAAGCCAUGAACGAGCUCUUCCAGCCCACCAUCGCUAAUAUUGUGCAACACAUCGAAGAGCUGAUGUCGAAACCCGAGGUGCGCGGCGUGCGUUUCCUCUUCCUGGUGGGCGGAUUCGCCGAGUCGCCCAUGCUGCAGAAAGCCAUCCACAAAGCGCUGGGAUGCCUUUGCCGCAUCAUCAUCCCGCACAACGUCGGUCUGACCAUCCUGAAGGGGGCGGUGCUGUUUGGGCUCGACCCGACUGUGGUGCGAGUGCGUCGAUGCCCGCUGACGUACGGCGUGGGCGUCUUGAACCGCUUCGUGGAGGGGCGCCACCCCCGGGACAAGCUCCUCAUCAAGGACGACCGGCAGUGGUGCACCGACAUCCUGGACCGCUUUGUGUCCGUGGACCAAUCGGUCGCUCUGGGCGAGGUGGUGCGGCGGAGCUACACGCCCGCGCGCCCCUGCCAAAGGAAGAUCGUCAUCAACAUCUACUGCAGCGCCACCGACGACGUCACGUACAUCUCGGACCCGGGGGUGAGGAAGUGCGGAAUGGUCACGUUGGAACUGCCGCAGCCGUUACUACCGCCCGCUGCGGGAGGCCCAGCGAGGAGGGAGAUCAGGGCCACCAUGCAGUUUGGGGAUACAGAAAUCAAAGUGACGGCCGUGGACGUCGUGUCCAAACGCUCCGUCAAAGCUUCCAUUGACUUCCUGUCCAAUUGAGCAGUGAGAUAUCCAAAUAGAUUCCAGUAAUGAACAUCUGUGGCGCGAGGGAGUUCCAAGUCUUGACUUCAGAAUGAAUCGGACAUGUUUCUGGAAAAUGACCGAAAACGUGAGAAGACUGAGAAUGACAUUCAGGAGGAGUGGGGGAUAAAUAGAGCGUUGAAUUGUUUUACAACUUUUCAGAUUUUUAUUUUUUUUUUUCUUACCUGGAGUGAGAAGAUCCCGUGACCUCAUUUUAAUCCACCGUACUACCUAGCACAGUCCAACAUGGCUGUCAAUCAGCAAUGAACUACAAGCUGGGAGAAGCUCAGAAUGCAAUGAGCAGGAAUUGUGGUGGGACCGUGUAGUUCGAAUAAUAAUGUCUCGAGCAGCCACUCGUGGACUUCCACGAUUAAAUGGAUUUACUUUCCAGGAUUAAUCACCGGCACGCGACAAGUAUAUUAUUUUACGCGAUAAGCGCCACGUUUUGGAUCGCAGUGUCCCGGUGUUAAAAAUAACACACGCAAGCCAUCGGUAAGUUUGAUUUCAGCGGUGCGUUUAUUGUUUCUAAGAAUGGUUCAAUAAAUACACGCACACGGCGCA